Vidua macroura (Pin-tailed whydah) is the source of this 1758-nucleotide messenger RNA. RefSeq names its product aspartyl aminopeptidase (gene DNPEP). Gene Ontology annotation, biological process: proteolysis. Gene Ontology annotation, molecular function: aminopeptidase activity; zinc ion binding. Bases 18 to 1733 code for a protein of 571 amino acids. Lineage: Eukaryota; Metazoa; Chordata; Aves; Passeriformes; Viduidae. The transcript has 15 exons. The record is from RefSeq and is a predicted model, not a curated record.
GCGGGGCGGUGGCGGCCAUGCAGGCGGCGGCGCAGGGCUCGAAGGCGGCGGCGCAGGAGCUGGUGAAGUUCGUGAACCGCAGUCCGUCGCCGUACCACGUGGUGGCCGAAUGCCGCAGCCGGCUACUGCAGGCCGGCUUCCAGGAGCUGAAGGAGACGGAGCACUGGGACGUGCGGCCGGCGCAGAAGUACUUCAUCACCAGGAACUACUCCACCCUCAUCGCCUUCGCCGUCGGCGGCCAGUUCCAGCCUGGGAAUGGGUUCAGCUUGCUAGGGGCCCACACCGACAGCCCCUGCCUCAGGGUGAAGCGUCGCUCUAAGCGGGGACAAGUGGGCAUAGUGCAAGUCGGUGUGGAGACCUAUGGAGGGGGCAUCUGGAACACCUGGUUUGACCGUGACCUCACCGUGGCCGGGAGGGUGAUCAUAAAGGACCAAGCCACGGGGCGACUGGAGCAGCGCCUAGUAUGUGUGGAGCGGCCCAUCCUCCGCAUUCCUCACCUGGCCAUCCAUCUGCAGCGCAGCAUCAAUGAGAACUUUGGGCCCAACACUGAGCACCACCUGGUUCCCAUUCUGGCCACUGCAGUGCAGGAGGAGCUGGAAAAGGAGGUGCUUAUGGAGUCCACACCUUGCAGUGCUGCGGCCCAGACAGAGCGUCACAGUCCUGUUCUGCUUUCCCUGAUCUGCCCCCAGCUGGGGGUGAAACCAGAGCAGAUUGUGGAGCUGGAACUAUGCCUGGCAGAUACGCAGCCAGCGACGCUGGGUGGUGCCUUCGAUGAGUUCAUCUUCUCCCCACGUCUGGACAACCUGCACAGCUGCUACUGUGCCUUGCAGGCUUUGAUUGACUCAUGUGCAGCACCCUCGUCCCUCUCCCAGGAGCCCAAUGUGCGUCUCAUCGCGCUCUAUGACAAUGAGGAGGUAGGGUCAGAGAGUGCACAGGGCGCAGAGUCCUUGCUAACGGAGCUGGUGCUGCGCCGGAUCUCUGCAUCGCCACACAACCUGACAGCCUUCGAGGAGGCAGUGGCCAAGUCCUACAUGAUCAGUGCUGAUAUGGCCCACGCUGUGCACCCCAACUAUGUGGACAAGCAUGAGGAGAAUCAUCGUCCAGCCUUCCACAAGGGCCCUGUCAUCAAAGUGAACAGCAACCAGCGCUACGCCUCCACAGCUGUCACUGAAGCCGUAAUCCGGGACAUUGCUGCCCGUGUGGGUGUCCCACUGCAGCUGCAGGACUACCUCAGAGAGCAGGCUGGUGAACAGAAUGGAGCCUGGCCUGAGUGUGUUCUAGCUCUGGAGCAUUCUUUGAACCCUGGCGUGGGUCGGUGCUGCUUCCCUGCCCCAAGUCGCCUCUCUUCAGGGCUGAGGGCCCAUGUGGGAUGCCAUGGGGUAGCACGUGGAGCUGCUGAGGUCUCGUCUCCAUGCAGGAGUUCAUGGUGCGCAACGACACACCCUGCGGCACCACCAUCGGCCCCAUUCUGGCCUCCCGCCUGGGGCUGCGUGUGCUGGACAUUGGCUGCCCGCAGCUGGCCAUGCAUUCCAUCCGGGAGAUGUGCUGCACCUCAGGGGUGCUUCAGAGCAUCACCCUCUUCAAGGGCUUCUUCGAGCUCCUGCCGACGGUCAGCAGCAGCUUGGUGGUCGACUGAGCAUGGUGGGGAGAGAGUAGCAGUGUGUUUAGUCCUGGGGCCAUUAAAGCAUUUCUGUCUCACCAGCGAGUGGUCCAUGACUGUGGCUGGGGGCUGACGUACAUGGCUCCCCCUGGGGACUC